ACACACACAACGUGUGGGGGGUGUUGAUUUGAACGCCCGGUGAAGUCACGGUAAGACCAAAACAUGUAGCCAGAAAAUUCGGUGUCUCGCCUUCCCAACUCGUUCGACCUAUGUAUGUGUGCUGAAACAGAGUCGAAAACAAACAACGCACGACAUUCUCAGUUUCUCAUCAAACUAAAUUAUUUUACGUUCUCUCUGUAAACCGUUGGAAUUUCUGUUCUUCUUUCGUCACCCAAGAACAGAUUACGUAAUUGAAUCAAGUUUUGAGUCUCAUUGUUUCCGUAAAUUAUGUCUCUGGUUUCGGUCAGAAUGGGUGCUCUGAGAACGUCAUUUCAAAUGCUGUUUGAUGCGGUAAAAUCAGCGCAGGAGGAGAAUACAAUGUUCCAACACCUCCUCGGAGACAUCAAAUCCACACUGGAAUCUCUACAACCACUCAUCAAAGACAUCGAAAAGUAUAACUCCAAGGAGGGGCGGGAAAAUUAUGCAAUACAGAUGGAGGAAGGAGCAAAGCUUGUUCAAAAGUGCAGCAAAGUUGGCGUGUGGAGAAAACACACAUACACCAAGAAGCUUAAUCAACUGGACAAAUCUCUUCGAAGAGUGUUUGAUGUGCUUAAACUGCAGGUUAUGAGGGUGCGAGGGAGACGUUGGUUCCUUUGAGGAAUAUCGAGACGGUGCUCUCUCGAAUAGAAGAGAGAUUGAAGAUAAAAAAUAACCAGCCUGAAAUGGUUAAAUGUUCGUCUGCGGUGCCUGAAGCGCCAUCAGUUACAGUCGGGUUGGAUUUGCCGUUGAAGGAGUUGAAGGUGAAGCUCCUUAAGGAUGAAAAGGUGUCUAUGCUUGUGCUGACCGCCGCUGGACGAUGCGGGAAAACCACCUUGGCUAAAAUGUUUUGUCAAGAUCAAGAAGUCAAAGAUACAUUCAAGAACAACAUCUUCUUUGUCAAUGUCUCGAAAAAACCCAACUUGGACCUUAUUGUACACGAACUAUAUCAACGGAAGGGGUCCGAGCUGCCUGCUUUCGAAAACGAAGACAUGGCAGCUAACUGGUUGCAACAAUUUCUGAUGGAAUCAAGACAAAAUCCUCUACUGUUUGUCCUGGAUGAUGUUUGGUCAGGAUCAGAGUCCCUUCUUGAGAAGUUUGAUCAAUUCAAGUUUUCAAAUUACAAGAUUUUGGUCACAUCAAGAUUUGCAUUUCCAAGAUUCGGUUCUCCUUAUCAUUUGGCACCAUUGAAUGAUGAAGAUGCAAUGGCUCUUUUUCACUAUUCUGCAUCCUUGGAAGAUAAGAGCUCUUAUACUUACGAAGAUCUUUCGAGAAAGAUUAUCAAGCGCUGUAAGGGAUGCCCACUUGCCAUUGCAUUGGUUGGGAGAUCACUUCGCGGCCAGCCUAUAGAAAUCUGGCACAAAAGAGUAGUGGAAUGGUGCAAAAGUUCAUCUAUUCUUGAUUCUGACAAGGAUUUACUUGCUUGCCUCCAAAGCAGCUUAGAUGCCUUGGAUAAAGAGAAGGUUAUCAUCAAGGAAUGUUUCCUCGAUCUAGGUUCUUUUCCGGAGGACCAAAGAAUUGCUGCUGCCGCUCUCAUUGAUAUGUGGGCGCAGUUAUAUGGUCUAGAUGAAGAAAUUCUGACCAUUGCCAACCUUCACGAGCUCACCGCUCGAAGUUUAGCUAAUCUUGUUGUCACAAGACAUGAGGGGGAGACAGAUGGCUAUUACACUGAACACUUUGUCACCCAGCACGACAUGCUUAAGAGAGUUGGCGAUCCAUCCGGCGAGUCAAGACCCAGCACGACAUCACUUGAUUUAGUUGAGUAUUGAAGAAGUUACGGACGUUUAAAGUUUACCCAGUUUCCGGCGAGUUUUCUAGUUUUCCCUUGGACCAGUCAACUUUGAGGCUGUUGUCUGACCAUCUCU
Molecule: messenger RNA, 1901 nt
Organism: Malus domestica (apple)
Lineage: Eukaryota; Viridiplantae; Streptophyta; Magnoliopsida; Rosales; Rosaceae
Source: RefSeq, a predicted model, not a curated record